Molecule: messenger RNA, 240 nt
Organism: Carassius gibelio (silver crucian carp)
Lineage: Eukaryota; Metazoa; Chordata; Actinopteri; Cypriniformes; Cyprinidae
Product: collagen alpha-1(XXV) chain
Source: RefSeq, a predicted model, not a curated record
GGUGAUCAGGGUGUUCCUGGACUUCCUGGCCUGGAUGGUGAAAGGGGUCACAAAGGUUCAAAGGGGGACAUGGGAAUCCCUGGAAUAUCAGGAGUAAAGGGAUCAAUGGGUCUGCCUGGAUUACAGGGUGGGAAUGGUCUGAAAGGAGACAAAGGAGACAUUGGCUUGCCAGGCCCUCAGGGACCCUCGAUUAUUGGGCCCCCUGGAGCACCUGGUCCACAUGGACCACCUGGCCCUAUG